Molecule: messenger RNA, 381 nt
Organism: Phytophthora megakarya
Lineage: Eukaryota; Oomycota; Peronosporomycetes; Peronosporales; Peronosporaceae
Source: the annotation of a GenBank genome assembly
AUGCCCUCCCGCCGGCGGCUAGAGGUGUUGUAUGCGACGUCGAUGUCGGAGGAGCGAGGCCUAUCGCCCUCCAGUGUCUUCGGGGAGAAGCUGGCGGACUUGAUCAAGGGUCUGUUGUCUGCCAAGAUGGUCAAUUACUCUAGAUCACCAUGGGCCUCCCCGAUCGUGGUGAUCAUCAAGAAGAACGGAGUGGAUAUCAGGAUGUGCAUUGAUUAUCGGUUGGUUAACAGCCUAACUCAACUGAUGAUCUACCCAAUGCCCUUGAUCAACGACUUACUUGAAGAUCUGGAGUCGACACCUUGGUGGAUUUUGGGUAGUGAAAUGACGGGUGGUGCUCGUUUCAUCUCGGCUUUUAUCACUCUUUUUGGGACAUUUGAGUGA